CCUCCUUUCUCGAUUCUUUCACAACCAGGGUAGGUGGCAACUCUUUUUUGCAUAAUGCUGAUGAAUCUUAUCACUGUGUUUGAGUUCAUACCAGUUUGACACACAGAACAGCUAUGGAAAUCACGAGGUUUCACCAGUUGAUGAUUCUUUCUUGCCAUAUGCAAACCACUCGUGUUGCUCUGGUGGGUGGAAACCACACCGCUUCCAGGUUUUGCACCCGCUAAAAACCCUUUUCCUCCGUCGUUAUUCGAUUCAAUUUUCUCUUUUAAGAGUUUGUGAUUUGAUUACUGAAUCUUUUCUCAUCUGGGUUUCGGUUAUCACCCAAAUCUUUAAUCGAUUUUCGAUCUUUUUUUCUGAUCAAUCAUGAAUUUGGUUCGUGGGUAUCGUGCCAAUGGCAAUCAAAAGAUCAGACAGAUAAAGGGUCGUCCCACAUUCGGAUUGAAUCCGGAUUCUGUUUUGGUAAUCAAAUUACCAGAUUCGCGAAUCUUGGGUAUAAUCUCCAAGUCUUUGUUUUUGGCAAUAUUCAUUCUUGCAUUGCCUUCAAUUGGGUCGUUUGUUAGAGAUGCUUCCUUAACAAACACCUUAGCUCAAGAACACUCUGCUAAUCCUCACGAUUUUCUGCCCAUUGUGUUCAAAGAUUUAGUGGUCGAAGGUGUUUUGAAAGAUGGCCGCAAGGGUCUCCUUCUAAGUUCAAAAAUUGGAGACCUUUUCGACAGUUUUUGGUUCUUGAACGAGAAGGGAAUCGAUCUUGUUAUCGAUUCAGAUUUGGAUCGACAGAUGGUGAUUCCUGAUGAGAUUUUCGAUUUCGUGUUUGCUUCGAGUUUAGAGAACACCAAGUUCAUCAACAGGGUUGUGAAACUUGAUGGCAUUGUGGUUAUGCCAUUGGGGAAGUUUUACGAUCGAUCUUAUGGGUUCUUGAAACAAUCGAAUUACAAGAUUGUGUAUCUUCGUCAGUUUGAUUCGAUUACUGUCAUAGCUAUGAGGAAAAUAGAUGGUGAAGGAGAUGAAGAGAGUGUGUUUGGUGGAUGAAUUAUUGUUCUUGGAAUGUAAUAAUGAAAGAAAAAAUAAUCUGAAAUAAUGAAGGUGUUGGUGUUCAUCAAUGGAGAAUUUUUUCAAGAUUGAGUUGAUCAUGUUAUAAGUUGUUUGUGGCCUGUGGGAUGCGAUGGGGGUGGGGUUCCCAAAUUUGUUUGCUUGCAUAUGUUUAAUGCAUCUUUGUAAUGUAUAUAUGAUGUAAUAACUGCGUGUGUCCGAACUUGUUUUUGUGC
This is a messenger RNA of Cynara cardunculus var. scolymus (artichoke), 1265 nucleotides long. RefSeq lists its product as uncharacterized. The coding region runs from base 364 to 1029 and encodes 221 amino acids. The transcript has a single exon. The record is from RefSeq and is a predicted model, not a curated record. NCBI's taxonomy places the organism in Eukaryota, Viridiplantae, Streptophyta, Magnoliopsida, Asterales, Asteraceae.